Messenger RNA from Ananas comosus (pineapple), 1025 nucleotides. Its product is annotated as tropinone reductase homolog At5g06060-like. Gene Ontology annotation, molecular function: oxidoreductase activity. The transcript has 5 exons. The coding region runs from base 59 to 862 and encodes 267 amino acids. The record is from RefSeq and is a predicted model, not a curated record. Lineage: Eukaryota; Viridiplantae; Streptophyta; Magnoliopsida; Poales; Bromeliaceae.
AAUACACACACCUACCCACAAAAAAAAAAAAAAAAAAAAAAAACCACACACACCAUUAAUGGAGGAAACACAGAGCAAGAGAGGCAAAGAGAGAUGGUCGCUCCACGGAAUGACCGCUCUGGUCACCGGAGGUACCAAAGGAAUUGGCCAUGCGGUGGUAGAGGAGCUGCUGAGCUUCGGGGCGGCGGUGCACACGUGUGCACGGAACGAGGCGGAGCUGCGGUCGUGCGUGGAGCGGUGGAGGGGUAUGGGUUACCCGCAAGUGACCGGAUCCGUCUGCGAUGUAUCGUCGCGGGAGCAGCGCGAGCAGCUCAUGAACGAGGUGGCCUCCCUCUUCGCCGGAAAACUCAACAUACUCGUAAACAACGCAGGAACAGUCAUAGUAAAACCAACUACAGAGUACAGCGAAGAGGAUGCUGGGCGCAUAUGGGCCACUAACUUUGAAUCAGCCUUUCAUCUCAGCCAACUUUCGCAUCCACUCCUGAAGGAGUCGGGACGCGGCUCGAUCGUCUUCAUCUCUUCUGUCGCCGGUGUUGUCGCUGUACCUUACGGGACCCCUUAUGCUGCAACUAAAGGAGCAAUGAAUCAGCUGACGAAGAAUUUGGCAUGCGAGUGGGCGAAGGACAACAUUCGGGCUAACUGUGUCGCGCCUUGGCUUACGAAAACUCCGCUAGCUGAUCCGCUUCUGGACGAGCAGACACUGGCGAAGGUCCGAUCUCGCACGCCACUCGGGCGAAUUGCGGAGGCGGAGGAGGUGUCGUCGGCGGUCGCAUUCCUUUGCCUCCCUGCAGCUUCUUACAUCACCGGACAAACCAUCACCAUCGAUGGAGGCAUGACGAUCAAUGGGUUUUUCUUUAAUUAGAAUAGAAUUUACCUGCUAAACUUAAUUAAUAUCCAUGAUUAAAUAAGGUGGGAAUCAAUAAGAGUUCCAAAGUUGUAGGUUGCUGCUUCCUAUAGGUGCAGAUGUUCCCUAACGAAAGAAUGUGCUUAUGAUCAGCUUAUUGCUAUUUUUGUUUUAAUUUUUU